Molecule: messenger RNA, 1122 nt
Organism: Debaryomyces fabryi
Lineage: Eukaryota; Fungi; Ascomycota; Pichiomycetes; Serinales; Debaryomycetaceae
Exons: 1
Coding region: 1-1122 (373 amino acids)
Source: RefSeq, a predicted model, not a curated record
AUGACAACUGAAGAUCAGACUGAAAUAGGGAGAUUACAAAACUCUGUACUGCAAACCAUUGAAACUUUUCAAUCAGCAAAUAAAUUACUAGAGUUGAAUAAAGAACUCUUGAACAAAAAUGAGCUUCUGACAGAAAAGGUGAAUGAUGUCAAAAAAUUACAACGAGAGUUCUUAUUGGAUUCUUUUCGUGUAAAUAGAUUUCAUAAAGAUUAUAAGGAAUGGGAGAAUAAGUCUAAAGAUACAUUUAUAGAAAAUGAGAUUAAAGGUUAUAAUAACAAGUUAGGUCAAAUGUCAAGAUUGAAUUUUGAAACAGAAAAAUUGGAUAAAGAGUAUGAAGGUUUACGUGAUACAGUUAAAUUACCAGAAUGUCGAUUAUCUAUCCAAACUAUAAAACUCUAUAAUGAUGGUUUAUUAUUAAAAUAUAUUGAGAAGAACUCAGACGGAGAAUAUCCGCAAACUGUUGACAUAAGUGAACUAUUUUCACUCGACUCAAACUCCAAGUUACCACAGCCAGAUUUCACUGUAUUUAAUAGGCUCCUCAACAUAGAAUACAAGCUUCGUAUUCAAAGGAAAGUGAAAUAUGAGAUUCUUUUAUCGGUCAAGCAACAAUUGACUGCAAAGAAUAAGAAAUGGUCUUCAAGGGAUUCAGACUUAAACUACUUUAUGACCAGAAAAUUGGUAGACAUCAUGAAUGAAGUAGAGAAAGUGAGAAAGAGUGAGUAUGAAGACUUGAAGGACUACGAUUACUACAAUAAUGAAGAGGAAGAAGAAGAAAUGAGAGAACAAGAAUUUGAAGAUGAUGAGAGUGUGGAUGAAAACCAAGAUGAGGAUGUCUUGGACGAUGAUGAGAGUGAUAAUGAAAACAAUAACUCUCAAACAGAUAAUCCAGAUGAUGCUGUUGGUGAAACUGAUAUUGUUGGUGAAGAUGAUACUGCUGGCAGAGAAAAUGAAAGUGAUGUGAUCGAGAACCAAAUGGAAAUGUCGGAAGAACAGCCAUCUAAUGGUCAAUCCAACACCGACAUCGAAAACGAUAUAACGGUGGAGAAUUCCCCUGAUUUAGGCGAAAAAACUCCAACUGUUGAUCCUGAUGAUAAUGACGAUGUCAUGAAUAUUGAUUCGUAA